Coniosporium apollinis CBS 100218 is the source of this 1812-nucleotide messenger RNA. RefSeq lists its product as uncharacterized. The transcript has a single exon. Gene Ontology annotation, molecular function: peroxidase activity. Lineage: Eukaryota; Fungi; Ascomycota; Dothideomycetes. The coding region runs from base 1 to 1812 and encodes 603 amino acids. The record is from RefSeq and is a predicted model, not a curated record.
AUGGUUAUCUUCCCCGCUACUGAAGAGCCUGCAGAGUUCAACAACAACUAUAUCUUCUACUGGAACCAUGUCGGGCUGCAAUUCAAUAGGCUCACUCACUCUAUUGGCGGUCCUCAAGCUGGUCCACCGAUCAGCGCACGAGCUCUGGGCAUCUUGCAUCUAGCCAUCCAUGAUGCAUACUUUGCUCUCAGACCUGACCAGUCGGGCUCAUUCCGCACCUACCUGACAGUUGAUGACCCAAACCCUGCUCAACGCUUGCCCACCAUCGCUGGCGAGACUGAUACACGCCAGGCCGUGGCUGGAGCGGCUAUCAGAGUAUUGAGCAGGCUGUAUACACAACGCAGCCUUGCUGUAGCCGUCAAUGUUACGCAUCAGCUGACGCAGUUUCUGAAUCAAUCCAUUAUCGACUUUGCCGCCCUGGACGUGCUUUCUUCGAGCUACCAGUUUGGAGUCGCUGUUGCCGAUGCAAUGUUGGCACUACUGAUCAGGCCUGGAGAGCCGGGUGGUGAUCAGACCGGCUACCGACCCAAGGAGGGGUUAUAUGGCUUCGAUGAUGAUCCGACUCACCCGGUGCGCCUUCUGCCAGUUGACCCGAACGAUCCGACUGGACCCAAAGUCCCUACGCGUGUUUACGCUGCGCCGUUCUACGGGAUGACUGCCAGCAGGUUUGCGGUGCAGAGCGAGCAUAUUAUCGCAGACCCCCCUGUCGGAUUUAGGUUAAACGAGCAACAAGAGUUCGACGAGCAACAAGAGUAUGACGACGCCCUCCGGGAUGUCAGACGUAUGGGCGGUGCCCCCGAACUCAACUCUACCACCCGACUGCCUCAUCAGACUGUAGCCGCGUACUUCUGGGCCUACGACGGCGUCAAUCUGAUCGGUACUCCGCCUCGGCAGUAUAACCAGAUCCUCCGUGUCAUCGCAUGGGAGCGGAAGACUGAUCCAGCCCCUGACGCCGAAGCCAACAACGCGCACUUUGCACGUCUGCUUGCCCUAGCCAACGUCGCCAUGACAGACGCGGGCAUAAUCUGCUGGCGCGAGAAGUACUGCUUCGAGUUCUGGCGCCCUCUCUCCGGCGUGCGCGAGGACCCGCGCAGGUCCUACGCUGACCCCUUCUGGCUCAGUCUCGGCGCCCCCGAGACCAACAGGAACGAGAUAUCAUUCAAGCCGCCCUUCCCCGCCUACCCCUCCGGCCACGCGACCUUCGGCGCCGCGGCGUUCCAGAUCGCCCGCCUCUUCUACAGCCAGGGCAGCAGCGUCGACAUCGCGUCCAACACUGCCGACAACAUCAGCUUCAGCUUCGUGUCUGACGAGCUGAACGGCAAGAGCCGCGACCUGCGCGAGCCAUACGAUGACAACCGCCGCAUCGAGGACCAAGUCGGCACGGUGCGCACGCGCGUCAAGCGCCACUUCGGCAGUCUGUGGGAGGCUAUCUGGGAGAACGCUAUCAGUCGCAUCUGGCUGGGUGUGCAUUGGCGCUUCGAUGCGUUUGCGGCUGAGGACGUGCUGGUGCCGAGAUCGACUGGGGAUGUGGAGCCUUACAAGGUGCUCCCAGACGGCACCACUGCCUACAAGGAUCCGGGCGAGAUUAGCUACGACGCCAUGUCCAAGCGGCAUGAUCGUGACGGUGUGUUCCCCAUUGGUGGGGUCCCGCUGGGGAUUGGGAUUGCGAAUGAGAUCUUUGCGACGGGGAUGAGGCCGACGCCGCCGGAGCAGCAGCCUGAUGGGCGACAUCGGUGCGGUACUGGUGGGACGAUGAGUGAGUUGAUGCAGAGUGGGCAGUCGAGCUCGGACUUUGAGGAGGUUUUGAGAUAG